This is a messenger RNA of Kluyveromyces lactis, 2796 nucleotides long. RefSeq names its product DNA-dependent ATPase RDH54 (gene RDH54). The transcript has a single exon. Bases 1 to 2796 code for a protein of 931 amino acids. Gene Ontology annotation, cellular component: nucleus. NCBI's taxonomy places the organism in Eukaryota, Fungi, Ascomycota, Saccharomycetes, Saccharomycetales, Saccharomycetaceae. Gene Ontology annotation, molecular function: ATP binding; ATP-dependent chromatin remodeler activity; DNA translocase activity. Gene Ontology annotation, biological process: double-strand break repair via homologous recombination; reciprocal meiotic recombination. The record is from RefSeq and is a predicted model, not a curated record.
AUGAAUCAUUAUGUCAAUAAACCUUUCAAACGUCCACGCAUGGUAGGUAGACCUGGAAGAGAUACCCUUUCUGAGCAGAUACACACCGGCCUUCGGCCAAAGUCUCAUCAUUCACAUACUAAAAUUACCAAUACCAGCUCUGAAACUGUGAAACUAACGUAUGCCGGCCCAAAAAGUUUGAAAACCAGCGUAAAUGCACCAGUUGGUGUGUCUAAGUCAUCACAGGAGGUUUCUUUAUUUACAGCAAAUUACAGAAGGGUUACAAAUAAGAAGAACAAGACGUGGGAUGGUGAUGGAUACGCCAAUAUGACAAGCGACGAUAAAUUGAAGUUUUACAACGAAGCUGGUGUCUCUUUAGGAUCAGUUCCAAUCAAGGAUAGGGAUUUAUAUGAGACCAUAUGGAGAAUCGGAUCUACCGAGUUUCAAAUCGAUUAUAGAAUAAGCGAUCAAGAAGAAUUAAGCUCUGUGCAAGACAUAUGUAAAAUCAAAGUCAGUCAUACACUUGGAAUAACGGAUAUUCCAGUCGCCAAGAAGCAUAAAGCAACCAUAGAAAGUAAGCCACCAAUACAGACAUUCAUACCGAAAAUAACGACCAAAUUCAAACCCCUGAGAAAACACCUAAACGGAGAGCCUAAAGUGCCUCCAGCACAGAAACAACUAGUAGAUCAACCAACUGUCAAAUCUGCUCUACCACCGCUGAGUCAAGAACUAAUUGGGCAGAUAACUUAUUCGCCGUUGUUUGAUCCAGUUUCCAUUAAAGAUCCAUUGAUCAUGAACAAAACGGAGAAUCAUAAAGUGAGUGUUAUUGUUGACCCGCUAUUGUCGAAGACACUAAGACCACACCAGCGCGAAGGUGUCAAAUUUCUCUAUGACUGCGUAAUGAACAUGGUACAUACAAAAGGUGACGAAAGCAUGAUUCUCGAGAGAGAUGAUGACAUAAAAGGAUGUUUACUAGCAGAUGAGAUGGGGCUCGGAAAGACGUUGAUGACAAUUACGCUAAUUUGGACACUCUUGAAACAAACACCUUAUCCGACUAUAAUAAACCAGAGAGGAGUAACUCUCGCUGGAGAGAUAUCGAAGGUCCUCAUUGUAUGUCCUGUCACUUUAAUCGGUAAUUGGAAGAAGGAGUUCAAAAAAUGGUUGCCUAUGAAUAGAAUUGGAGUGUUGACCUUACACAGUAGGAACUCUCCAACAGAGGAUAAGGCUCAAGUGAGAAGCUUCCUAAAAGUUCCCCGAACUUAUCAGGUUUUGAUUGUUGGUUAUGAAAAACUCCUCAGUAUCAAGGAUGAACUACAGAAUGAGAAGAGAAACCUUGAUCUUGUUAUCUGUGAUGAAGGACAUAGAUUGAAGAAUAAAGAUUCUAAGAUCUUGAAGGUUUUGCAAUCAUUAGAUAUUGAGAAGAAAAUUGUAUUGAGUGGGACACCUAUUCAAAAUGAUCUUGAAGAGUUCUAUACAAUAAUUGAUUUUAUCAAUCCUGGGAUUUUAGGAUCUUUCGGAAGGUUUAAAAGGGAAUAUAUUUUACCUAUCGCCAGAUCCAGGGAUGUCAAUGCUAAACAAAAUCAAACUCUGGUAGAACAAGGACUUCUGAGAUCCGAUCAAUUAAUUGAGAUAACGAAACGGUUUAUCUUAAGAAGAACCAAUGAAAUUUUACAACAAUAUUUACCACCGAGAACUGAUCUCAUUAUAUUUUGCAAACCUACCGCUGAACAAGUAGAGGCUUUUCACAAGAUUUUAACCGAAGGGCAGCUAAAUUUCAGCAACAUGACAUUCAACUCUUCAUUGGGGUUGAUUACUCUAUUCAAAAAAAUCUGCAAUUCCACCCGCUUGAUCAAAACAGAUCCAUACUAUGAAGAAAGGCUUAGUCAAGUUCAGACUUCUAGUACCUCUGGAAAAUUCACCUCGGGGAAACUUAGAAUACUUCUUUCAUUAUUACAUGAGUUGAAAACCAAGACUGACGAGAAAGUAGUAGUGAUUUCAAAUUACACGCAAACCCUAGACAUCAUUGAGGGACAUUGUAGUUCAGAAGGGUACACUUCUGCACGAUUAGAUGGAAGUACAGCAACCAAAACCCGUGAUCAGAUUGUGACAUCCUUCAAUAAUGAUCCAUCUAUUUUUGUUUUCCUUUUAAGUGCGAAGUCAGGCGGUGUGGGACUAAACUUAAUCGGUGCAUCAAGACUUGUAUUAUUCGAUAAUGAUUGGAACCCAUCCAUUGAUUUACAGGCCAUGUCAAGAAUUCAUCGCGAUGGUCAGAGAAGGCCAUGUUUCAUUUAUAGACUUGUGACAACCGGAUGUAUUGAUGAGAAGAUACUUCAAAGACAGUUAAUGAAAAUAGCGCUUUCUAAAAAGUUCUUGGACAGUGCCACAGAUCAAUCAAAAAAUGAUGAUGAUCUUUUUCAGCAGGAAGAGUUGAAGGACUUGUUUACCAUUAAUUUGUCCACUUUAUCCAAUACCCACGACUUAAUUUGUAAUUGUUCUGGUGAAGUAGAAGUGCUUGAAGAAGAAGAGAUAACGGGUACUGAUGAAGCCAACGCCCAGCCAGAAUACCAGGCUGCUGCGACUCCAUCAAACAAUCCUCCUGCUUCAAUUUGGAUCAAUGCUCUAGAAGCCCAAAAAAUUAUAGAGAAGGAGGAGAUACUUCGAAAUGGAACAAAGUCAGAAAUCAUGAGAAAAUGCCUAUUGGGAUACAAACAUAUUGAUCCACAAAAGACUAAUGACUUAAUUGACGAAGCUAUGAAUAACGUCUUUGAUGAUGCACGACAGUACAUCACUUAUGCUUUGGUAAAAGACUCCGUGUAA